GUUUUCCAGCAGCCAGCUGUAAAAGCCGACUCCUCGUCGUCAUCGGUACUCGGACCCGUGUACGACGGCUCCGCAUCGUGGUGGACCCAAGGGCUUGGGCAUGGAAACCCAGAACUGGGCUCUAGGCGCAGCGUACGCCGCAGGCAGGUACGGGCAUGUAAUGUUCGCGCUGGGGGCGCACAAGCCGGCAAUCGAGCUGGCAGGGCUGGUGCGCAGCACACGGCCAACGAGCGUCUGGUGAGAGUCUUCUACUCAGAUAACGGGAGCACAGCCAUGGAGGUCGCCGUUAAGAUGGCGCUUCGUGCCUCCUGCCAACGCUACCCGGUGGAACGCCGGCACCGACGAGGUGGAGAUCCUCGGCUAAAGGGUAGUUAUCACGGCGAUACCAUUGGUACCAUGGACUGCUCGGAGCCGUCCACUUUCAACCAGAAGGUGGAGUGGUAUCGUGGGAGGGGAUACUGGUUCGACUUUCCGCAAGUCAAGAUGGUGCGGGGGUCUUGGACGGUCGUGUUCCCGGACCAGCUGGCGCACGCUGCUCAUGGUAACGAGCGAGAGUCAUUUUCGUCCCUGGCUGACAUAUUCAAUAUUGAGCAUCGAGAACACUCGGGCUUCGGGGCGUCUGUACGCGUAUUUCAUUCAGCAAACUCUGGAAAAUCUCGUCAAGAAGCAAGGUCGGAAGUUUGGCGCGCUGAUAUUAGAGCCACUUGUCUCGGAGCAGGCGGCAUGUUGUUUGUCGACCCCCUUUUCCAGCACAUGCUCAUCAAGACAGUCCGUCAAAAUCCAGAGCUGAUUGAGCCAUCCCUUCCUAUCCCCGGGCCAUCCUCAUCAAAGUCGUGGACUGGCCUGCCUAUCAUUUUCGACGAGGUCUUCACUGGUCUCUACCGCUUUUACCAUUUCAGCCCCUCGACUUUCUUCCCCCAGGCGUCCCGGCCAGACAUCGUCGCCAACGCCAAGCUCCUGACCGGCGGGCUCCUCCCCCUCUCCAUGACGCUCGCGAGCGAGGAUAUCUUCGACGCGUUCAGUUCUAGCCCCGCCAAAGAGCAGGCUCUGCUGCAUGGCCACAGCUACACCGCCCACCCGGUCGGCUGCCACGUGGCGCGCAUGUCGGUCACGAAGAUGAUGGAGAUGGAGCGCGACGGCGCGUGGGACCAAUUCAAGGAGUCUUGGGUUGAUGCGGGACCGGGUGUGGCUACCGUUGAUGCUGCGCCCAGGGUCACGGUCUGGUCCAUCUGGCCGCAAAAUCUACUCACCGCGUUGUCCAACGCGGCAUCCGUUGAGAGCGUCUGGGCACUCGGCACUGUUCUAUCAAUCGUGCUGUGCGAUCACGACAGCCCAGGGUACACCUCCUCAGUCGCUCAAGACUUGCAGAGGAAACUGAGGUCGCCCCUUGCAUCCAAUUCAACAGUAAUUAGGGACAGCGGAAGUGGCUAUAGUGACGACAUAAGAAACUCGCACUUUAGCGUGCAGUCGAGAAUCCUAGGUAAUGUCUUCUAUCUUAUAACGAGCCUAACAUCUAGUAAGGACGAGGUCGAUAAGAUAUGUCAGAUGCUAAGGAGAGCUCUCUUAUAG
Pseudomassariella vexata is the source of this 1569-nucleotide messenger RNA. RefSeq names its product pyridoxal phosphate-dependent transferase. Gene Ontology annotation, cellular component: mitochondrion. The annotation marks the transcript as partial. The record is from RefSeq and is a predicted model, not a curated record. Gene Ontology annotation, biological process: biotin biosynthetic process. Gene Ontology annotation, molecular function: pyridoxal phosphate binding; dethiobiotin synthase activity; S-adenosyl-L-methionine:8-amino-7-oxononanoate transaminase activity. The transcript is spliced from 3 exons. NCBI's taxonomy places the organism in Eukaryota, Fungi, Ascomycota, Sordariomycetes, Amphisphaeriales, Pseudomassariaceae.